UCCCAUCAGCAGCAGCAGCGGUAGUGUGCUGUGUGAAUGUACAUAUGUGUGUAUGCAGUCAGAUCCUUGUACAAACUCGCUGUGAGAAGGAGAAAGACCUCCCCAGCUAACAGUGGUUCAGUGUUUUGGACCCUAACCUGUGGGUCGGUGCACCGCUCUGCAAAGCAUGAAAACUGGGAUCCAGCAGCUCACAGGACGAGAGAGAGAGGAAGGUGCACAACCAAGGAGCUGAACCCUCGGGACCAUCAGUAGGGAACCAUGUGCAGCUCCCUGAGCCCCAAACAGCCCAGCGGGCCUGGCCUCACUGACAUGCAGCAGUAUCAGCAGUGGCUAUCCAGCAGACAUGAAGCCAGCCUGCUGCCUAUGAAAGAGGACCUCGCCCUGUGGCUCAACAAUAUUCUUGGUCUGGAAAUCACAGCAGAGAGCUUCAUGGAUCGCUUGGACAACGGCUUCCUGUUGUGCCAGCUGGCUGAGACGCUGCAGGAAAAGUUCAGGCAGAGUAUCGGAGAACUAGCUUCACAUGGAAACAGCAAGAAUAUUCCCCAUCAAAGGAUACCAUGUCGGCAGAGUGCUCCCUCUGGCUCCUUUUUCGCUCGGGACAACACAGCCAACUUCCUGUCCUGGUGUCGGAAGGUUGGAGUUGGAGAGACAUGUCUGUUUGAGUCAGAGGAUUUAGUUCUUCACAAACAGCCAAGAGAGGUGUGUCUCUGUCUUUUAGAGUUGGGACGGAUAGCUUCAAGGUACAAUGUUGAGCCUCCUGGCCUUAUAAAGCUCGAGAGAGAGAUUGAACAAGAAGAGGAAGCACCUCCUCCAUCACCAUCACCUGUAUCCCCAACACAGCCACUCCCUCCAUCCCCCCCUUCAUCUCCAUCCCCAUCUCCGACUCUAACCAAAGUCAGCUCCAGUAAAAAAAGUACAGGGAAGCUGCUGGAUGAUGCUGUUAGACACAUCGCUGAUGAUCCUCCCUGCAGAUGCCUCAAUAAAUUCUGUGUGGAGAGACAUUCACAGGGUCGAUACCGCGUUGGAGAGAAGAUGCUUUUCAUCCGGAUGCUGCACAACAAGCACGUAAUGGUGCGUGUGGGUGGAGGCUGGGAGACCUUUGAGAGCUACCUGCUGAAACACGACCCAUGCCGCAUGCUCCAAAUCUCCCGAGUAGAGGGGAAGACUUCUCCUGUCAGCAGUAGCAAGUCUCCCAAUAUAAAGGACCUCACCCCUGACAGCUACCUGGUCGUAGCUGCCCACUACCGCAGCAAAAAGUAGAGACUGCACAGUGCCAACAAUGAAAGGACAGAGGAUGACUUCUUGCCAUUGAUUACUGCCAAAUGGAUGUCGCUACCAAACAAAACUCUGUUCUUAUACAAAUUAUUUUGUUAUAUCAACAGACUAAAGAGCAUCUAUGAGAGCAGAGAAAGAGAAAAUUCUACCAAAUGUAUCUAUGCAGAUGAAGUCUGGAAUCACACUAGCAGGCCAAUUAAAUGUACUUUUUUAGUUUAAAGAUCUGCCAACAGCUUUGAAAUAUACCAAUGAAAUGAUAUGAAACUGCACAGUAAAUCUGUACAUUUUCUUGAGUUGAUUUUAAACUCAAUAACUGUAUUUUUUAGCAAUGUAUCACCUGUAGUAGUUAGACUCAUCUCUGUAAUUUAACACAUAUCUAUCAGGCCUGCGUUAUCAGGCUGGUUCUGACGUGUUAGUAAAGAACUUUUCUGAGUAAAAUAUAAAAGGUGGUUCUGCAAGUUGAAAGAACUGGUCAUCCUAGGUAAAUGUGUAUUUGAGUGUGACAGUCUUCUCACAGGCCAUGUCUUAUCCCAUUGUUUUUAUUUGGUUGUUUUGCUCACACUGUUAUCCUUCAUGUCUUUAUAACAUACUGAUGAUACCAGUAGCUCUAGUUUGCAUCUGCUAAAGAUUGAAAUGUAACUUUUGCAUUGAUUUUAGAAAAAUAAUAUUCAAAAAGAUAUUAUAUACAAAUCUGUUGAUCCAGAUACUCUAUAGCAAUGUUUCUCAACUUAUCUAGCCCAAGGACCCCAAAAGAACUCCUUAUAGACAUAUUGACACCCACAUUUCAAAAAUAAAAUAAAAAGAUAAAGAAAAUAAUUUUAAUCACUACAAUUUUGAUUGUAAACCAAAAUUGGUGCAGUUUGGAUCUGAGCCAGAGUGCACAACUAAGCUGCUUCACUGACAAAAACCAUUAGAAAAAACCUCUUCAUGACAAAGUGAAAACAUUUCUACAAAGUUAUGUCAAUUAAAUGGGAAUAUGUAAGGUAAAAUAAUUGUCAUCCCCUUCAAGUCAGUAUUUAGUAGAUGCAUGUUUGGCUGCAACCACAGCACUGAGUCUGUGUGGAUAGAUCUCAAUCAGGCUUGCGCAUCUGGAAACUGUAACUUUAUUCAAUUCUUUGUUGCAAAAUUGCCAAAGUUCUGUCAGGUUGCAGGGGGAUCAGGCAUGAACAACCCGUUUCAAGUCUAUCAACAAAUUCUCUAUUGGAUUGAGGUCUGGGCUUUGACUCGGCCACUGCAGAGUAUUCACCUUGUUUGGCUUUAAUCCUUUUCUGUGCAGCUUUCUCUGUAUGCUUCGGGUCAUUGUCUUGCUGGAAAAUAAAUCAAGUUGUAGUUCUCUUGUAAGGGGAUGUUCAGUGCCCUGGAUUAUUAUUAUUUUUUUUUGUAUUCAUCUCCUGACUUACAUGUUUUAAUAACCUUUUGUCUGAGUUGCAUGGGAUAACAGUGGCCAGGAAUUCUGAUUAACCAGUGACUGGACUUUCCAGACACCGGUGUCUUUAUACUACAGUCACUUGAGAUACUUUCACUGUACUCAGGUGAUCACCAUUUCAGUAAUUGUUAGGACUACUAGCACUAGUUGGCUGGUCCUCUGUUAAAUUAGGUCAGUUGUUUCAAAGAUAUUUAUGAAAUCACUUAUUUUACCUUACGUAUAUUUAAUUCAAUCGAUAUUAAUGUUUAGAAAUUGGUUUUCACUUUGACAUGUAAGACUUUUUGUGAUUUUUGGGGUAAAAAAGCCUAAUUAGAUUGACUGAUUAAUUUAUAAAUUCAUUAAAAGGGUAAAACAUCAAAGGGGUGAAUAUUUUAUAUAGGCACUGUAACUUUGAGAGUGAUAGUCCAAUACUACCAUUUUGCCACUUGUUUAAUCCCUGGCACACAUCUAUGACCCACUUUUAGGUCCUGGCCCAUCAGUUGAGAACCACUACUCUAUGGUAUGUUUGUAUCACUGCCAUAUCUCUCUUAAAUACCAAAUGUCAUAAAAUGAAAACUUUUCUGUGAGAUGUAAAUUAAGUAAUAUUGGAAUGUUUAUUAACUACUCUAUGCAAUGCAAUCAUUUUUACAAUAAUUUUUUGUAAUUUUACAAACGGUGUCUGUUUUUUUACACAAAUUCACUGUAAGAGCUUGAACAAUCACCUCUCCAACAUGCAGUAUGUACUUUAUAUAAGAAUUACCAGUAGAUUGAUGUAUUUGUUCUUGAAUUAUUUAACCUUUUGUAAUCUGAACUCCAGACAGAUUGCAAUCAUUGAGACUUGGUCAAUAUUCUGCUUCCUGUAACUGGUUUUCUUUGAAUUGAUAAAAUUUGUAUACCAUCAGCAUGUAAUUUUUUUUCCUGAAAAUGUGGGUUUUAUGAGAACAGUGUCUUUGCAGUAUAACCCAAAGAACUCUUUGUGAAUUACUUAAGUCCAAUUUGUGUUUUGGGGUGUAAGUUUUCAA
This is a messenger RNA of Cheilinus undulatus (humphead wrasse), 3702 nucleotides long. RefSeq names its product growth arrest-specific protein 2 (gene gas2a). The transcript has 8 exons. Gene Ontology annotation, biological process: actin crosslink formation. Gene Ontology annotation, cellular component: actin filament. The record is from RefSeq and is a predicted model, not a curated record. Bases 259 to 1260 code for a protein of 333 amino acids. Gene Ontology annotation, molecular function: actin filament binding; cytoskeletal adaptor activity; microtubule binding. Lineage: Eukaryota; Metazoa; Chordata; Actinopteri; Labriformes; Labridae.